Colletotrichum truncatum is the source of this 1650-nucleotide messenger RNA. RefSeq names its product arginine deiminase type-3. The record is from RefSeq and is a predicted model, not a curated record. Gene Ontology annotation, cellular component: cytoplasm. NCBI's taxonomy places the organism in Eukaryota, Fungi, Ascomycota, Sordariomycetes, Glomerellales, Glomerellaceae. Gene Ontology annotation, molecular function: protein-arginine deiminase activity; calcium ion binding.
AUGCGAGACAUUUUCGAAGCAACAUACAACAUUACUCAACUUGACGCCAUCAACGCCUUUGUCGACACGUGUAAUGAUGCUUCCGACAACAUCCAGCGCAAUCCUAAGUACCUUGCACCUCUUCAGGUUUUGCCGAACAGCGAGUUGAGUUCCUCUGCCACCGGAUCGAUUCGCGUCAGCAGCUGUGCGGCUGCGAAGAAGGUUCGAAUUUUCCAGAAAGACGGCAGCAACUGGAAGUAUAUCGGUGCAAACCACACCUUUACAGCGGACGAGCUCAAAGUUGGCCUGGAUCUUGGCAUCGACUCUCGUGAUGUCCGCAGACCAGAUGCGUGGGACGGCAAUGUCGUUGUUCAUCUUACCGUAUCAGAUGGGGCUGAUGCUGCGACUGAUUCAGUAGCACUCCGCGUGGCUCCAGUCCUGACACACCACCACGCCCAGCCAGUAUCAAAGGCUUUCACAGUGGCUGUGAAUUAUGACAUUUCUCAAGUUCAAUUUGUUGCGGACUUUAAAAACAAUGUUGCGGAUGCGGGCAUUGAUGAGCCUGUCUUCGUAUUCAGCGGGUUUGACAGGUGGGCACAGGAUUUCUUUGAACCAGGUUAUGCAAGCAUACCAGGGCCUGAUGGUCCUGUGGUCAUUCGUGUCAUGAUAAGGUCAGCUCAAAAAUACCGCGACUCAGGUUUGAACGUUUUUGAGCACCUCCGAUCGGACACCGUUGGAGCUAUCCAACAGAUGUCCCAAGGGGGUACCAUCGAUUCCCUUGGUAACCUGGAAACAAUCCCUCCAUACACUCAUAAUGGAAACGCAUAUCCCGCAGGUCGAAUCAUCAUGGGACAGUGGGAUGGAGUUCACCCCUUCAUGUUCGACCUUUUGGAGGCUCAAGAGGUUCAGGCACCAAUAGCGCUCGAUACUUCUUGGCUAGCUGUCGGACAUGUGGAUGAGUUCGUCCAAUUUCUUCCUGCGCACAACCAGCGUGGAUGGGUUAUGAUGGUCGACGACCCCCUUGCAGGGCUUGAGAUCCUCCAGAAGGCGGCUCGUAAUGGACACGGUGGUGAACGAGCUGUUUCGCGCCCCAAAAUGGCAACGGAUGCCGCAGGGUCUUGUCUUCCCGAGCACACCGUCGAUGAAGUUUUGAAUCUCAGCGACUUCGCAGCCAUCAAUCGGAGGGCCGCCGAGCGUAUCGAACACAACAUUGAAAUCCUCAAGAACGAGACUGGCAUCACUGAUGACGAGAUAUUCCGUGUCCCGUCCCUCUUCUACUACGAAGAUCAACCCGUAUUCGCAUGUACCGAUGGCGCCUUGAAGCUAAACGGAGGACCCUCUGUGAAAGCCCUGUCGAUACUGGAGGCUGCACAACCGUUAUCAAAACAAGGGAUCAGACGCCGCCAGACAUCAUUUGGAACUCAAGUCGUGGCGUUUUAUCCAGGUACCAUCAACAGUGUCGUUUUGACCGACUCUUUGAUUCUCGCCCCUAAUCCCUGGGGCCCCAUAGUAGACGGUGUCGACAUCCUUGCUGAGGCGGUCUCUUCGGUGUAUGCCAAAGCUCAGUUCAACGUGACAUACCAGGAUGACUGGUUUUCUUAUCACUUGUUGAUGGGCGAGAUUCACUGCGGCUCCAAUACAUGGCGGGACACUAGCGCAACUUGGUGGUGA